AGGCAGCCUGAAGUCUGAAAACCGUAACACACACGCAAUGUCAAGGCGGACCAUGGCACUUCUCUCCCGGUGGUCCUCUCGUGUUUUCUCCGUGGACGUGGACGGAGAGACUGUUUACUUUAAAAUCCACGACAACCAAGCCGGGAAAGGAGGAAAAGAAGAAGUGCAGCGGUUGUUCGGAACCGUCCAUAAGGAUGCCAAGUGUUACUCUCUGCUCGUUUCCAGCGGGGACAAAAUCCACAACGCCAGGUUUCACUGGGAACUCAAAGACAAACUGUUGAAGGAUCUUCCUGCACAGUGUCGUUUAUCGCCGAUGCGCUCGUUUCUGCCUAACGUCAAAGACUCACUUGUACAUGGCUAUUUCUUGCAAACUGCUUGCCAGGAGAGCUCUGUCACGACCGAGCGACUUUUACGACAGUGGCUGCAGCUUGACGACCCGUUGCUCGUGUGCUCGUACCUGCGUGACAAUGAGGAGGACGCUCCACGGUGGACUCAGCACCUGUGGAACCACGAACACAAACACGGCAUAGUACCGUUACAAGCGCCACAGUACCACCCGGCAACACUCAACCUGAUCGAUUCCGAUGUUUUCUACAGUUUCCAAGCGGCCCGUGAUGUGUUUGACAAGUGUGCUGACAUCAUUCCGGAGGCUGCAUCUGUACUGGAACUGCUGCCUUGCGGCGGCGGUGUGGAGCCCAGAAGCGAACCAGACUUCCCCGUUAUUGUCUUGGAAGGCCUGGAUGCCACAGGUAAAACCACGUUGACCGAGUCUCUCAGGGACACGCUGGGGGCCACUAUUCUGCGUUCCCCUCCGCAGUGUCUUUCCCCCUGGAGAGCCCGCUUUGAUCAAGAGCCACCCAUCCUCCGAAGGGCCUUCUACGCACUGGGCAACUACAUCACAGCACAACAAAUUUCCCACCAAACCUCCAAGACACCUGUCAUCAUUGACAGGUUCUGGCACAGCACGGCUGCUUAUGCCAUCGCCACAGCUGUAAGCGGUCCAGUGUGUGACCUCCCGGCAGAGGGCUCCGAGCUGUACCGCUGGCCCAGUGACCUUCUCCAACCGAGUCUGGUUGUCCUUCUUACACUGGACCCCGAGGAGAGGAAGAGGAGGCUGAGAGACAGAGGUCAAGGGGAGACCAAAGAGGAGCAUGAGCUGGAUUGCAACCAACUGUUCCGACUCAGAGUGGAGGAGGCUUACAGGAGGAUCAGUGGUCCAUCUUGCAUCAGCGUGGACGCCAGCUCCUCUGCAGAGCAAGUGCUCCAACAAGUGCUGCUUUUAAUUAAGGGCAAAUGCCACUUGUAAACAGCUCUCUUGUCUUUGGUGUCUGAGCAUCAAGUGGAUGCACUACCUCUACUGGCCACUGGGUGCCAGUAAAGGGAUGUGAAUGGCACGGAGGUAAAACGUUAGUAAAGUGAGAUGCAACACGGGGGGGAGCAAAGGAGUCACAUUCACCCAAUCAGAAAUACAUAUUCAUCCGGACACACAUGCACACACUCCCUAAACCAAAGAGUGUAUUUAACUGCUGUUGCGAGCUCGCAGAAAUCACACCAAGUAUCCUUCAGGCCCUGUGGAGCGCCACUUACUCACAGCCUCUUGUACUUGUGACAGAACGCAGGAAAGGUAGAGAACUAAUGUAUGUAACAGGCACUUAAAUUCAAGCUGUAAGAGCAAUUGAAAUGUAAAGCAGAAUUAUAAGGCAUAAUUGAAAUUGAAGUUUAAAAGUUGAACAUUUACAUUCACUCUGGGAUAUCACUGUCACAUGCAUUCAAGCUGAGAGCAAAUAACCAGUGUUGGGCAAGCUACUUGGAAAAUGCAGUGAGCUAAGCUGCAAGUUAUUCUACAGUAAAAGAAGCUUCACUACACUCUACCAGAGACGUAGCAAGCUAAGCUACAAUAAAAUGACAAACUACAUCAAAGCAUAUUUUAGACAUUGAACACUCUAACCAAAAUAACCUUAACCCCUAAUAUUUCACAGCAACAUAAUCCAAAGUUAUGCUUUUCAGCUCAUCUGUCAUCUGAAUUUUCUUACCUCUAAAUUCACUUCACACACACAAAAACAACAUGUCACUAGCUAGUGCUAAGUUAGCUGUUGAUGACUGCUGACUGAGUUGAUGUGUUGGAUGCGCACAGGGUUUUCUUUCUGGGGUUGCACAUAUUGCAACUGUGAGGACUUGAUAAGUUACAUGAAUUUUCCAAGGUAUCGCCAUGGGGAUUCACAAGAUGUGAGACGUCUCACAUCUUGUGAAUCCCUGUCAUUGUCUCCAGUUGCGCGCUUUCUAUCACGCUGCGCUGCAUUAUCAGACAAUUUGCGGGCAUCUUUUUAUUCACUGUCUCGGGCGGAUAGUACGUGCCAUCAAACGGAAGAGAUGCAUUCAAGGUUUAGAACUGUUUGGGGAAGUGUAGUAGCUUCUGUGUACGCCACUGUGUUAUUGGAUCACAAAAGUAUUAGCUUCACGACUAAAAAGUUAUUUGAUGUUGAAAACUACUACGUUAAGACCAUGCUACCGACAAAUGUUAAAGUAGUACUGCCGGUACUUGUAAUGCUGCUACUGCCCAACAUUGGCUAUCAUAACGCUGAAUAAUUAAAUUAACACGCAACAUCUUUUAGAUGGGUGGAGGAGUACAAUAAACUAGUUGUGCAAUGUGUUUGUACCCUAAACGAAUUGUUGGAGCAUCUUUUGUUCAAACAACAGCACUCAGUCUUUUUGAGAUAUCAGCAUGGCAAGUUCACUUGGCAAAUUGCAUGGGCAUGUCUUAUACAAAGACCCCUUCAAAUCACCCCACUGAUCUUCAAUUGGAUUUACAGCUGCCCUCUGACUGAGCAAUUCCAAAAUAUAUUUUUUUCUUCUGGUAAAAACUUUGUUUUUGUAUGUAUUCUUGGGUAUGUUCACUUUUUUCUAUCCACUUUAUGUUCCACUAUACUUGUGUGAAGGCCAAUUUUUUUCCUCCCUCAAUGCACAGUGGUUGUUAUGAAUCAAUUUUACAAAACAGACUUCUUUAAUGUUUAGGUGUGUUCAAUGAGAGCAUGCACUAGCUUGACAUUUGAUCUAAUGUGAUUGAAUGUAAGAGCAAUAUAAAAAAACAUCAGAAAGAUGAUCAUGAUCAGAUGUUUAUGUAAAAAUGGUUGUGGUUGGAAUUUGAUGCACUGCAUCAUGUGUUUCUGAUUUUGUCCCUCUGUGUCCCGAAACAAAAUAUUAGAAACAUCACUGAUGCAUUUCAGUUCUACACCAAUACAAACCAUGCAAGCAGCGAUGAAGGGGCCCCUCCCCUUUUUCAUGGCAAAACUCAAAAUCCUCUAAACUUUGAUGCCAUGCUCUACCCACAUUAGUUUGCGUGGGCAAAAAAAAAAGUUUUGUAUCACCUAUCUGUCUAGUAUUACCUAUUUGUAAUUUUUUGGGGAAUGUUCUGUCAAGUCACUGUUUUUGUGCUCAGCCCAAAGCAAUGAAAUCAUUUUGGCACUAUCUGGUGGAAUGUUGAUAUUGUUGUUGGGUUUAAUUAUUUCAUAGUGUUUUUUUGUUUACGUUCGAUAUGGCCUCUUCUGUUGGCAUCCUGGUCCUCGAUUGCACCUCGUGCACCGUCAAUAAAGUUACGUAUGUUUUGGCAUCUCUUCUGA
Molecule: messenger RNA, 3617 nt
Organism: Phyllopteryx taeniolatus (common seadragon)
Lineage: Eukaryota; Metazoa; Chordata; Actinopteri; Syngnathiformes; Syngnathidae
Gene: cmpk2
Product: cytidine monophosphate (UMP-CMP) kinase 2, mitochondrial
Exons: 5
Coding region: 38-1306 (422 amino acids)
Biological process (GO): dUDP biosynthetic process; dTDP biosynthetic process; dTTP biosynthetic process
Cellular component (GO): mitochondrion; cytoplasm
Molecular function (GO): dTMP kinase activity
Source: RefSeq, a predicted model, not a curated record